GGGGGCGUGUCCGGGGAUGCAGCAUCCUGCCACGCCGCUCGCACCUCGUCCAUGCAGGUGCCUUCCUGGGGAGCAUCAGCAGCGGGCUCCACGCCUGCGCACUGAAAGAGAAAGUGCUUCCUUUGCCGUCCACGGUGUUCUCUCAGGCACUCCAUCAGAGCCCUCCCAGCCUCAGGCUUUGCACUUUUACUUCCCCCCCUCUUCUUUGUGAGCUUUCCCUCUUCUCAGAAGCACACCAAAAAUAAGUGAAAGAGUUAGAAAUAUAAGAUAAACCCAGCCGAGAAACUACAUGCACACAUGUUAAAUAUAUAUAUGUUCUAAUAUGAAGCAAAUUAGUUGUCAGAAAAGUUGUUUAGAGGAUGCUGUUCACAAACGCUGCAACAAGUGGCUGUGGAGUGUGAGAAUGUUGAUAAAACUGGAGGAAAGUUAUUUUAUUCGAAGUGCAGGGUUGUGUAAAACACAUUAAAAGCCAUAAUGGAGUACGGUGAGGCCACAGUGUUAGGACUGCGUACAUCUAAGCCUCUUUUUUUUUUCUUUUUUUUUGGUGGGGGGGAGCUUUUCUUAUUCAAAACAGCCCCACAAAAGACUUCCAGUGAGCCUUGCCACAUCCCCAUCUGACUUGGGGCCAUUCAUCAGCCUUCCAAGCCUAUCAAUGACAUGUCCCCAUCAGGGCUCCUAUAAAAUAAGCCCCUUUCCCAUGAAACAUCAGCAAACAUUUUGACGGGUCUGGCUUUCCCCCCGCUGGAUUUCUCUCCCCACCCCUGCACCCCGUCUCCUUUCCACCCUUAUUCCCACCUCUCCCUCUCUCCUCCGCCAACACCACCCCUCUCUGGGCGAACCUCAGAUCCUCCACAUCUCCUGUGACGGGCAGUGGACACAGAGCGAGACGAGGGGAGAGCCGCCGAGGAGGGGGAAACGUGCACUAAGCCAUUUUCUUGGAGCAGCCGGCGUCGUUGAUGGGAAGAGGAUGCAUUGCGGGCUGCUGGAGGAGCCUGACAUGGAUUCCACAGAGAGCUGGAUUGAAAGGUGCCUCAAUGAAAGUGAGAGCAAGCGAUAUUCCAGCCACACGUCUCUGGGGAACAUGUCCACCGACGAACAUGAGGAAAAGGAAAACAACAGAGCCUCAAAACCACAUUCAACACCAGCUACUCUGGAAUGGUUAGAAGAGAAUUACGAGAUUGCAGAAGGUGUAUGUAUCCCCAGAAGUGCCCUCUACAUGCACUACCUGGACUUUAGCGAGAAGCACGACACGCAGCCGGUGAACGCCGCCAGCUUUGGAAAGAUUAUAAGGCAACAGUUUCCAGCACUAACCACCAGAAGACUGGGAACCAGAGGCCAGUCUAAGUAUCACUACUAUGGCAUCGCGGUGAAGGAGUCGUCUCCGUACUACGACGUGAUGUACUCCAAAAAAGGGGCGGCGUGGGUGAACGAGACGGGGAAGAAAGAGGUCACGAAGCAGACAGUGGCGUAUUCACCGCGCUCCAAACUGGGGACGCUCCUGCCAGAGUUUCCAAAUGUCAAAGACCUAAAUUUGCCUGCCAGCCUGCCAGAGGAGAGGGUGUCGACCUUCAUCAUGAUGUACAGAACACACUGUCAGAGGAUACUGGACACUGUUAUCCGAGCCAACUUUGACGAGGUUCAAAGCUUCCUGCUGCACUUCUGGCAGGGCAUGCCCCCCCACAUGCUGCCUGUCCUCGGCUCCCCCACUGUAGUGAACAUCGUCGGCGUUUGCGACUCCAUCCUCUAUAAGGCCAUUUCUGGGGUUCUGAUGCCCACCGUCCUGCAAGCACUGCCUGACAGUUUGACUCAGGUUAUCCGAAAAUUUGCCAAACAACUUGACGAAUGGCUAAAAAUAGCACUUCACGACCUCCCCGAAAACCUGAGAAAUAUCAAGUUUGAGCUGUCUCGGAGAUUCUCUCAGAUCCUGAAGCGGCAAACAUCGUUAAACCAUCUCUGUCAGGCGUCCCGGACUGUAAUAAACAGUGCGGACAUCACCUUUCAAAUGCUGGAGGACUGGAGGAACGUGGACCUGAACAGCAUCACCAAGCAGACACUUUACACCAUGGAGGACUCGCAGGAGGAGCACCGGCAGAUCAUCAUCCAACUGUAUCAGGAGUUCGACCGCUUAUUGGAGGAGCAGUCGCCGAUCGAGGCGUACAUCGAGUGGCUGGAUUCCAUGGUGGACCGCUGCGUCGUCAAGGUGGCAGGAAAGAGGCCCGGGAGCCUGAAGAAGGUGGCUCAACAGUUCCUGCUGAUGUGGUCGUGUUUUGGUACCAGAGUCAUCCGGGAUAUGACCCUCCACAGCGCGCCCAGCUUCGGCUCCUUCCACCUGAUCCAUCUCAUGUUUGACGACUACGUGCUCUACCUGUUAGAGUCUCUGCACUGUCAAGAGAGGGCCAACGACCUGAUGAGGGCCAUGAAGGGCGAGGGGGUCACAGCAGAACCAGAGGAGGACUUCACGCUCUCAGAAACCACUCCCACCUCGCCGUCUCCAGGCUCCUACUCUCCAGCUCGAUCAGUAAACUCCGUCAGCGUCUCCUCGGUUGGUUCCCCCACAGCCGCGGUGUCUCCAGAGUUCACCGGAGUGAACGCCUCCACAGGUGCUGUGCAGUCAUAUACCUGGUCCCUUACAUACACAGUGACAACAGCUGGUGGUUCUACUCCUGAGGCCGGACAGCAGCUGUCCUGCAUGAGGAGCAGCGCUCCGGUUCCCCCUCCCUCCUCCACCCACAGGAUGCCGGUGUAUCCCCACAGAGAAGAGCAUGGUUACCCUGGUAGCUACAACUACAGCAGCUACAGCAAUCAGCAUCCUCACUCCAUCCAGAGCCAGUAUCCCAGUCUGGCGCAUGAAGCGGCGAUCCCCGCCCCCCUUCACUACUCCACCUACCACCGCUCAUCUGCACAGUACCAACAGAUGUCUCGGAUGGAGCCCUGUCUGAUGGGCAGCACUCCUCGUUUGCACCCUACGCCUGUCGCCCCCCGGUGGCCGGAUGUGUCCCCUGCCAACAGCUGUUACACCAGCCCACCUUUGCAUUCGUCCCGUUACCCCCCCUCUGGGGACAUGUACUCUCCCCUGGGGCCUCGCAGGAACUCAGAGUAUGAACAUUCGCAGCAUUUUCCCGGCUUCGCGUACAUAAACGGCGAGGCCACCACAGGCUGGGCCAAAUAAAAACAUUGCUGUGGAUUUUUUUCGUACAAGCUCCAGAUCUGCCAUGGCACAAAAGUGCUUUCAGAGGAGUGCAGGUACAAAUGUGUGAGUAAAGAGGGGGAAGUGCCAGGAAUAAAGGCUGGAAUGACAAUUCCAAGAGAUGCAAUCACACGGUUGGUUGUGGCAUAAAUUAGUUUAUUUAACUUUUUUUUUUCUUUUUUCAAAAUUGUCAAAGGGAGAAAAAAAUACUGUAAAAACUUGCAGCAUCAUUAUUUUAGGAGUGCAAUGCUGCCGCCGAGCUGUGCCUUCGAUUUAAGGAAUGUACACCUCUGCCGAGUUUCCCUGAAAGGUCAGAGCUCACGCCACCUCAACAACAGUCAGCGGUGUUCGCCGUUACUGACCCCAGCACAAUCCCCCCCGUCAUCACGAAGAGCUGUUCUGCCUUAACCUCCACCUGCAACACCUUUUUUACUGUUUCAUCCAUCAUUAAGGUGUCUCAGCAUUUCCAGUCAGAGUUUUUUAAUGAUUGACUGCUGUGACUCAACAAAUGUAUGUUGUCACAAGGUUUUUUGUUGUUUCUCUGUGACACACUCGGAUGCAUACCAUACACACACACGUAUGUAUCCUCUGUGACUUUGUAACAUGGUGUAUCCUUUAUUUUCUAUGUUACAGUUUUGUCUAUGUUUUGUAUGAUUAGUAAAGGAUGCAUUAACUUAGAGAUGUGUGUUUUAUAAUGCACUCAAAGCCACUGAGGACCUAUUACCCUAUGGGUAUUUAUAGAAAAGGGAAAGUAUCAAAGUGUACAGUAACAUGAAGUCUAGAAACUCUUCUGUAAAUACCAUGAAAGCACUGGAAAACAUAUGUGGUGACAGUUUAACUAUCACAGCUGAAAGUUAUGUAUAUGUGGGAAAUAUGCUGCCACAUAAAUAAUUUCUCUAUUUAAAAGCAA
This is a messenger RNA of Oryzias melastigma (Indian medaka), 4097 nucleotides long. It is a transcript of the gene rfx4, whose product is annotated as regulatory factor X, 4. NCBI's taxonomy places the organism in Eukaryota, Metazoa, Chordata, Actinopteri, Beloniformes, Adrianichthyidae. Bases 968 to 3169 code for a protein of 733 amino acids. Gene Ontology annotation, biological process: regulation of transcription by RNA polymerase II. The record is from RefSeq and is a predicted model, not a curated record. Gene Ontology annotation, molecular function: RNA polymerase II cis-regulatory region sequence-specific DNA binding; DNA-binding transcription factor activity, RNA polymerase II-specific. The transcript has 19 exons.